Messenger RNA from Mastomys coucha (southern multimammate mouse), 1244 nucleotides. RefSeq names its product general transcription factor IIIC subunit 6 (gene Gtf3c6). NCBI's taxonomy places the organism in Eukaryota, Metazoa, Chordata, Mammalia, Rodentia, Muridae. The coding region runs from base 445 to 1137 and encodes 230 amino acids. Gene Ontology annotation, biological process: transcription by RNA polymerase III. The transcript has 6 exons. The record is from RefSeq and is a predicted model, not a curated record. Gene Ontology annotation, cellular component: transcription factor TFIIIC complex.
GUCCUUUCCUGUCCCAGUCUCCCCCGGGUAACGUUCGGGAGCGUCCCAGCUGGGUUUGUGUGAACUGUGUAGCCACUCUGGCCUAGAAUUUGCACUAGUCGUCUCCCUCCCGCGGGCUUAGUUGUUGGGAUGAUGGGUAGGCCUCCAUUGACUCCCGAGUCUUCGGUGCGGCCGACGAUGAACGCGAGCCUUUGUAUUUUAAGGUGCAGGCAGUUGGUUACGCUCAUCCUCAGCUACUUCCUGAGUUCAGAGUAGCCUGAGCUCUGGGAGCCACGUUCUUCAAAGCUCGGAGCGUGUCGAGCCUCCACGUGGACCCCCUUACGGAGGCCUGGCGUCGCCAUCUUGCCUUCUGGCGAGGCGCCUGUGCGUCACGCGUGGUCAUGGACGGAGGCGCGACGCCGCUGCCCGCACCCAAGAUGGCGGCCGCAGGGGGCGUGGCCAGCGAUGGAGUCUCCGCGCGCUAUGGCGGCGGCCGUGGAUUCCGCUUGGGAAGACGAGGAGGACGAGGAGGAGGAAGAGGAGAUAGAGGAGGUUGAGCAGUUCGUUCUGGUAGAAUUGUCAGGAAUUAUUGAUUCAGACUUUCUCUCCAAAUGUGAAAAUAAAUGCAAGAUUUUGGGAAUUGACACAGAGAGGCCUAUCCUGCAAGUGGACAGCUAUGUGUUUGCUGGGGAAUAUGAAGAUACUCUAGGGACCUGUGUUAUAUUUGAAGAAGGUGUUGAACGGGUGGAUCCAGAAGGGAAUGAUAAGACGGUGCUGAAGUACAAAUGCCACACGAUGAAGAAGCUCAGCAUGACGAGGACUCUUCUGACCGAGAAGAAAGAAGGGGAGGAGGACAUAGAUGGCGUAGAAUGGCUGCAGAUGAAGGACAAUGAUUUCUCCUAUAGACCCAACAUGAUUUGCAGCUUUGUCCAUGAACAUGAAGAUGAGGCUGCAGGGCCAGCCUCUGAUAAACCUGUGGAGUUGGAAGAUCAAGAGAAUCAGAUGAAAGGCAGUACAGAGCAGACACCCGAGCAGGAGAAGGCGCAGCACUCAGAAGUGGGGGAUCCUGGCCCUCCAGUGGAUACCCCUUCUGAGAUGGGAAGUUCUGUUUUCAUGGGAACUCAAGAUGGAAAUGUUUCUCAAAACAACCAGUCAUGAACUUUCAAGACGUGAUCUUGUAUACAAUUACUGCUUAGCUGUGUCUGGCUCACCAUUCCAUGUUGUUAUGACAGUAGGCGUUUCCAAGUACAACACAGUUUAGUAUA